Setaria italica (foxtail millet) is the source of this 1911-nucleotide messenger RNA. Its product is annotated as carbonic anhydrase, chloroplastic. Gene Ontology annotation, biological process: carbon utilization. The record is from RefSeq and is a predicted model, not a curated record. The transcript has 14 exons. Gene Ontology annotation, molecular function: carbonate dehydratase activity; zinc ion binding. NCBI's taxonomy places the organism in Eukaryota, Viridiplantae, Streptophyta, Magnoliopsida, Poales, Poaceae.
GCACGGAGCAAGGGGCACUCUCACAGACGAAUGUCUACUUGCUUCGCUGGGUUGAGCAUCGUCGCAAGCCUCGGCACCCCCAAGCCGUCCUCCGCCUCCGCACGCCCCAGGCUCAUCAGGAACGCGCCCGUCUUCGCCGCCGCCACCGCCGUCGUGUAAGCCGACGAACGAGAAGCUCAUCAAAAAGUCAGACGAGAGAGAGGCGAGGAGUAGUAGCAUCCAAGCCGGCCGGCCAUAGGAAGAGGAGAAGAUGAGCGGGUGCCUUUGCCUCCCUAAAAAGAAGGAGGGGGUCUCCGCAGCGAAGCAGUCCAUAAAUUCCCCCGCCUCGUCACUCCUCCAGAACCAGAAGCCCACCCAACCUCCACCUCCUCCUUCCAAGAAGGGCAUGGACGCCGUCGAGCGCUUGAAGAGCGGGUUUGACAAGUUCAAGACCGAUGUCUAUGACAAGAAGCCGGAGCUGUUCGAGCCGCUCAAGGAGGGCCAGGCACCCAGGUACAUGGUGUUUGCCUGCUCCGACUCCCGUUGCUGCCCGUCGGUGACCCUGGGCCUGCAGCCCGGCGAGGCCUUCACCGUCCGCAACAUCGCCGCCAUGGUCCCACCUUACGACAAGACCAAGUACACCGGCAUUGGGUCCGCCAUCGAGUACGCCGUCUGCGCCCUCAAGGUGGAGGUCCUCACCGUCAUCGGCCACAGCCGCUGCGGUGGCAUCAAGGCGCUCCUCUCCAUGAAGGACGGCGCACCUGACAACUUCCACUUCGUCGAGGACUGGGUCAGGAUCGGCUUCCUCGCCAAGAAGAAGGUGCUGACCAACCAUGCCUCGGUUCCGUUCGAUGACCAGUGCACCCUCUUGGAGAAGGAGGCCGUCAACGUGUCCCUCUACAACCUCCUGACCUACCCCUGGGUGAAGGAAGGUGUGGCCAACGGGACACUCAAGCUGGUCGGCGGCCACUACGACUUCGUCAACGGGGUGUUCUCCGUGUGGGAGAAAUAAGCCAUGGCGGACGCCGUCGAGCGCUUGAAGACCGGGUUCGAGCAGUUCAAGGCCGAUGUCUACGACAAGAAGCCGGAGCUGUUCGAGCCGCUCAAGGCCCACCAGUCCCCCAAGUACAUGGUGUUCGCCUGCUCCGACUCCCGCGUGUGCCCGUCGGUGACCCUGGGCCUGCAGCCCGGCGAGGCCUUCGCUGUCCGCAACAUCGCCAGCAUGGUCCCACCCUACGACAAGACCAAGUACGCCGGCGUCGGGUCCGCCAUCGAGUACGCCGUCUGCGCCCUCAAGGUGGAGGUCAUCGUCGUCAUCGGCCACAGCUGCUGCGGCGGGAUCAAGGCGCUCCUCUCGCUCCAGGACGGCGAGGCCGACAAGUUCCACUUCGUCGAGGACUGGGUCAGGAUCGGCGCCCCCGCGAAGGCGAAGGUGCAGGCCGACCACGCCUCAGCUGCUUUCGAGGACCAAUGCUCCAUCUUGGAAAAGGAGGCCGUCAACGUGUCCCUUGAGAACCUCAAGACCUACCCGUUCGUCAAGGAAGGGCUGGAGAAGGGGACCCUCAAGCUGGUCGGCGGCCACUACGACUUCGUCUCCGGCAAGUUCGAGACAUGGGAACCCUAAGAGGCCAACCAGGCCAGUACACCAUAUACCUACAAAUAUGCUCCCGAUCGAUAUAUAUGACUGCGUGGAGCACAACUAAUUCGCCCCUAUACAGCCAUACCGUAUUGCUCUAUGUGGACUGUAAUAAGCGAUGGAAAUUUCUACCGUGGAGGAUUUAUUUGUUUUUUUUUUUGUAAUGUAUGAUGCAUAAUUUGAUCGAUCUGUGGUCAAAAGACAUCAGCUAUAAUGAUCUUUUCAUUAAUAUUAUCAUGAAGAGAGAAAAGAGUUUACCUUUUUAUGCUACCUCUCUUGCUGUUCCCCAACUUUAA